Messenger RNA from Jaculus jaculus (lesser Egyptian jerboa), 2854 nucleotides. RefSeq names its product regulator of G protein signaling 17 (gene Rgs17). The coding region runs from base 82 to 870 and encodes 262 amino acids. NCBI's taxonomy places the organism in Eukaryota, Metazoa, Chordata, Mammalia, Rodentia, Dipodidae. The transcript has 6 exons. The record is from RefSeq and is a predicted model, not a curated record.
CCUCGCGCCCCGGCACCGCGGCGCGCCCGGUGCGCCCCGAUCCUCCAAGCGACCCGCCAGCUGGGCUCUGACGUCGGUGAGAUGCGAAAAAGGCAACAAUCACAAAAUGAAGGAGCCCCCCCUGUGUCCCAAGCACCCGGGAACCAGAGGCCCAACAACACCUGCUGCUUCUGCUGGUGCUGCUGCUGCAGCUGCUCCUGCCUCACCGUUAGGAAUGAAGAAAGAGGAGAAAGUGCAGGAAGACCCACCCACACCACAAAGAUGGAGAGUAUCCAGGUCCUAGAAGAAUGUUUAAAUCUAGAUGACUCAGCGGUUGAAGAUGCUUGUUUGGAAAAUGCAGCUCUAGCCAGGCAUGGUGGCUCAAGUCUUGCAUCCCAUCAUGGGGGGCAGGAAUCGGAGGACGACCACGAGUUCAAAGCUACUCUGAGACUACUAGUGAGUUCCAGCCAGAACCCCACUACAGAUGAAGUCUUGUCCUGGUCUCAAAAUUUUGACAAGAUGAUGAAGACUCCUGCUGGAAGAAACCUUUUCAGAGAGUUCCUCCGAACAGAGUAUAGUGAAGAGAACCUGCUCUUCUGGCUGGCCUGUGAAGACUUAAAGAAAGAGCAGAACAAAAAAGUCAUUGAAGAAAAGGCCAGGAUGAUCUAUGAGGAUUACAUUUCUAUCCUGUCACCCAAAGAGGUCAGCCUCGAUUCUCGAGUUAGAGAGGUGAUCAACAGAAAUCUGUUGGAUCCUAAUCCUCAUAUGUACGAAGAUGCCCAGCUUCAGAUCUACACCCUCAUGCACAGAGAUUCUUUCCCAAGAUUUUUGAACUCUCAGAUUUAUAAGUCAUUUGUUGAAAGUACUGCUGGUUCUUCUUCUGAGUCUUAAUUUUCAUUUGAAAGGAGGAAAAAAAAUCAUUUUGGAGGGCUGGGCUGGGAAAUGAGAGUAGUUAAGUCACAUCGGAAAUCGAGUUCCCGGAGAGCCGCAGGUUGGCGUUGUCCUCAGGCUAUGCUGAAAAUACCACCAUUAUGGUCUUUGUCCUUCUCUUUAUCAAGGUUUUCCAUGGUUACGUUUGGAGGAAAAUAACUACGUAAAAACAGUGAAUUGCCAAAAACCAGUUUGUUUUAUUCAACAUCAUUCUACUUGCAAGCAAACUGUGUUCAUAGUGCUGUGAGCAGUAUCAUCAUGCAUCUCCAGAGACCGCAUGUGCAAAGAAAACCCGCUUCAUUUGCCACAUAGAUGUUGUACUAUUUAACCCAAUAGCAUAACUUAUAUAUCUGUAUUUAAGACUUUUGUGCAAUAUGGUCUCGUAGAAAUAAUUGCCAAAAAUUUGGCUGUGGUUUGCAGUUUUUUUAAUAUCUGAUACAAAAGGCAAUUUUUUUUUAAAAAAAAGUAACUGGUAUUUAAUCAUGCUAUAUACUAUGUUCAGUAUAUUAAUUUUGAAGCCAAUGUUUCUGUACAUGAAAAAAAAAACAUAAGAGCUACUUAUCUUUGUUGGAAAAAUCCUAAUGGGGGAUUCCUCUGGUUGUUCCAAAACUGUGGCAUUUUUGAGACAGAAGACUUUGCUGUGUUUAAAGAAGCUAACAAUAAUAAGAAAAGACAAAAAGCACAAAAAUAACUUGAAGAUAUCAUAUCUCAAUGACAAAUCAAAGAGUGAUAUUGUUUUUAAUUGUAAUAGAAGAAAAUGAAUCUAUGUAUAUAUCAGAUUUCUGAUACUGUAAUUAAUUUAUUAAAGACUGGUUAUCCAGUUCUAAAAUGGUUGUGUAAACUUAUGUACUUCAGUGAGAAAAAAAUAAUAGGCUUGAUAACUUAUUUGCGAAGAAUAAAGGAAAAGAUAUAAGAAUGGAAUGCUGGCAUGCAGCAUAGAAAAACAUCUUGAUGAAGAGCAUCUGUCAUGUGACAGAUUUUCCUUGAAUAUGAAAUCCAGUGAAACACUUAAGUUUUUAAUAAGAAAUGUUUUAUAAAGGGUUAUGAAGAAAAUAAUCUUCUAUAUCAGACCUUAACUGUCUUCAAAUAGUAUCUUAAGAAUGACUUAUUUUACAAAUGUCAAAACCAAACUAUUACUUCUCAUCCAUAAUUAAAAGGCAGUACAGUGCUCAAAUAUUUUAGCUGCCAUAUUAUUUUUUAUAGUUACCUUAAAUCCUUAUAAGAAAUACUUGCCUGACAUUGGCGUGUACUUCUAUUCUUCAAAACAAUCUCCCACUGUGCACAAAAUGUAAUAAGAACCCGUAUCAUAUUUAUAUCAAGGUCUUACAUUUGAAUAUUACUUUCCCCUGGAGACUAUUUUUCUAAUCUCAAACUGAAUGAAUAUAAUAUUGAAUAACCUGAAGUGAAAGAUUUAAAAAGAUUUAUAUCCACUGAGAAUACUGGCCUUAUAUUAAGGAUGAUAUUAAAAUUAUAGGUUUUCUUUGUCAUUUUUUAUCUACCUCUCAUUUUUUAAUUUAUUAAACAUAUUUUUAAAUAAGCAGGUUUGGGGUUUUCAUUUUAAUUUCAUUUACUUUAAAGGCACCAUAAGUUUCUUUUUUCCAUAAACCUAAAACCUUUUGAGAAUUGUUUUUUUAACUGACUAUGAUUUUCUAACUUAUAUAGAAUUCAGGAGAUAUGAUUAAAAGGGCUAUUAUCUAUUCCCUAUGCAAAUAUUUUAACUGUUGCAGUGUUUGACAAAAUGGGAUUUAAAAAAAAUUCAGAGUAUGAAACAAAAUGUUCUGUUUACACCGGCAUUGCUGACUAUCCAACCAUACUCAGCACUUUUAAAUACAUUAUUUAUGAAAAUAUAGUUAAAAUGCAAGAUAGAAAAUAUUUAUAAUAAUCAUCUUUUAACAAAUGCCUGUUUUUUUCUUGAAAGUGUUAAUGUGUUGAGACAUAUUUUAUC